UACUUCCAAAAAAAAUACAAAGAUAAAUCGAAUAAUUGAACAAAAUAAAUAUCUCUAACAUUUUGAACUCUACUCUUUGGCAUUGGGGUUUCUCUAAAAAUAUGGUCAAUGAUGUGAAUAUCAAUUUAGAUGGGAUUCCAUGACUCGUUUCCUAUUAUGUUGAGAUUUACUCUUACAGGUUCAAAUGCCCAACAAAGUCCUUUCGGCUCUCUAAGAAGGUCUGCAUCGACGGUACAAGCGGGGUUCUUCGAUGGAAGAGAUUGUAAACCAGUACAAACAGAUGACAAUCGACGAGGACAACAAAGGAUUGAUCUUCGACGAUGACGAUGGAGGGGAAACUGUGGCAAGCAAAGGCAAGGUAACCAUUGCGGUGAUUGGCAUGAUAGGUUCUCAGACGAAUUUUCUGGAGGUUGAAAUUCUCUUCUACCAUACUACAACAGCUCUCCCUCCUCCGGAAUUACCUCCCUGCGAGGAAGUAAUUUGGGGAAAGUUUUUAUUUUCGUAUUAUUUUUCUUUUCGCAGUGCUUAUUUUUAUUUCAGUUCGAGUAGGUAUGGUCGGAAUAUUUUGAUUUUUGAUAAACUCUUGAUAGACAGUGUUUCAUUUUCGGUCGUUUUAGGCUUCCUCUUGCCCGUUUAGUGUCUAGAGAGUCAUGUUGCUUUGUAUGGGUGGCUGACUCUAAGUCUAUUCCAAGGGCUUACGAUCGGAUCUGUAAUAUAUGUUUGGAUUUGGUCUCGUGUGUUUGCU
Cuscuta epithymum is the source of this 745-nucleotide messenger RNA. Lineage: Eukaryota; Viridiplantae; Streptophyta; Magnoliopsida; Solanales; Convolvulaceae. The record is from the annotation of a GenBank genome assembly.